AUGAUAAAAAAUAGAGGUUCAUCAUCCAAUAAAACAACCAAUCCUUAUGCUCUUUAAAUGCAAGAAGAAGCUAAAAAAAUGGUACAAAUAGAUUUAUUCUUAGGCAGACAAAUUGGCAAAACUUAAAUAAAAUUUGAAUUCCUAAAAGAUGGAACGAUCUUAAAUAAGCAAAUAAUCAGGUGAUUCAACAGAAACAUUUAGAUGGCAGAAUAAUACAACUCCAAAUAAUCGAAGUAAAAUGCAUAAUUAAUCAAGUACUUAAGGAUAGGCCUCCUUCAAAUAAGUCAGAACCUAUUGAAUAAUUUUUGAAAUCAAUCAAAUUAGAUACUUAUGUCUAAAAAUUUAAAGAAAAUGGAUUUGAAGAAUUAGAUAUCCUUUUAGACAUUCAAAAAGAAUAACUACAAUAAAUGGAAAUACCAUUAGGUCACUAAAUUAGAUUAAUGAAAAAAAUUAGGGAACUCAAAUAAUUUGUAGAAGUGAAUGAACCUAUCAUAUAAAAUGAAUCUAAGUAUGAUGAAUUGGAAGGUAUCCUUAUUCAAUUACAUAGAACCAAUAAUUGAUUAAAGUUUCACUUAACAGAUUAAAAGAUCUAGCCUGCAAAAAGAAAGGUAAAAAAGUGUUAAGAAAGUAACAUUUUAAUAAAAUGAAAACUAAGAAGAGUAUAAAAGCAUUCAAUAAUCCUUUAACUAAUCAUUCAUCUUGGAUUAAUUACAAGAAAUCUCUAAUUAUAUGAAUCAAAAUCAUAUUGGAGAAAAUUCAAAUAUUAGUGUCCAAACUAGUGCUGACUAAAAUUAAUUUGACAAUAACACAAGCGCUAUCUCUAUAACCAAAUAAAAGCCCUAUGAUGAAUAGAAUGCAUAAUUACUCAGAAUAAAAAAAGUAGCUUGUUGGAAUUGUUUUAAAUUAUUAAUUAAAGACUUCAUCUAUAUUGAUUGCAAUGAGUUUUGCAAUUUAGAAUGCUAUCAAAAAUAUAACAAUUUAUAUCUUGUAAUCAGUUAAUCUAUAUUAGGGUUAAUGUGUAAGUUGUAGUUAAUAAUUUGAUAUAAGAAAUGGAAUUAUGUUGAAUGGAUGUUACUUUUGUACUGAAAAAUGCUCUGAAAAAUAUGAUUUCUAGAUCAUGAAGGAUAAAAAUGAGGAGAUAGAAAAAUAAUUCUUAAACUAUAAAGGUAAUCACUUACAGUAAGAAAUCCAUUAUUAAAAAGAGGAAAUUGAUUUAAAUUUCGAUUGA
Messenger RNA from Paramecium primaurelia, 1228 nucleotides. NCBI's taxonomy places the organism in Eukaryota, Ciliophora, Oligohymenophorea, Peniculida, Parameciidae. The record is from the annotation of a GenBank genome assembly.